Nothobranchius furzeri (turquoise killifish) is the source of this 9247-nucleotide messenger RNA. It is a transcript of the gene ttpa, whose product is annotated as tocopherol (alpha) transfer protein. The record is from RefSeq and is a predicted model, not a curated record. Gene Ontology annotation, biological process: vitamin transport; vitamin E metabolic process. Gene Ontology annotation, cellular component: late endosome; membrane. Lineage: Eukaryota; Metazoa; Chordata; Actinopteri; Cyprinodontiformes; Nothobranchiidae. Gene Ontology annotation, molecular function: lipid transfer activity; vitamin E binding; phosphatidylinositol bisphosphate binding.
CAUCUGCCAAACAAACAUAAGGACCAGAUGCCUGUGGGCCAGGCAUGUCCAAAGUCCAGCCUUGGAGGGAUGUUUGGGAUGAUGUGGCCAGUCCAAGGAAUAGCGUGACCCAACUCCAACACCAUCUCUCGUGCCUCUUGUGGGACCACCAGCUGCCUCUGUACUCCUUGUUGCUGAUACAAAAUGUCAUCCUGUAAAAAAAUACUCAGCACAGCCCUUGAGCUCGCCAUUCUCAUCUCCCUGGGCUCUCUGGUAUGUAGAAACUUCUCCUGCCUCCGCUGUUGACGAGACUUGCGUAGUUUCCCAUGCUGCACGUCCAGCUCAGCGUCGAAGAAGGGCAGCGCACUAAGAGGUGGAAGUGACUCCUCCUCCUGCCUGACCUGAGAGCGAGUAACCACGGCACAGUUCAAUGGAGCCUGAAUCAAGUCAAACAGGACUGGUAAGUCACGACCCAACACCACUGGAAAAGGAAGACUGUUUAACACUCCAACUCUCAACAAAUGCUCUUGUCCUUGAACUUCAACAUACAGGUCGGCAGUGGUAUACCACCGCUCAUCGCCGUGCACACAUUGGAUAGAAAUGGCGUCUAACACAUUGACAAGGGAAUGCAGGACCAGGGUUCUUUCCACUAGUGUCUGAACGCUACCUGUGUCAAUCAAAGCUUCCACACUCCCCCCAUUUACUUCCACUUUGGUAACUUGUUAGGGUAGAGCACACUUUGGGUUUUUCUUUUCUUUUGCUGGAUCAACAAACAGUUGAGUGGUUUUAGCAGGGUUCUUGGGGCACAUAGGUUUAGGAUGGCCUCGCAGUCCGCACAAAUAGCGGAUAGGUUCUUUGUGAUACUGUUUAGGAGACACCCCAUCUGGGCGAAGGUCCCUCAAGGGACCCUUACCUGCCAUAGCCAUUGCUGGUUGGAAUUGAUGUUGUCCAUAUGGGGAUCUCCGAUUAUCUUUCUCUUUGGAAGUCUUCCAAGCAGUGCAACUCCAGGGUUGUCCCUUGCAUCUCCCUGCGACAAACACUUCCCGUAAUGAGGCUGCCUUGGAUGCAGAUGGAGGGUCAUGUUCCCAAACUCAAACCUGAAGCUCAGGGGACAGCAUACACAGAAACUGCUCUAAAAUAAUUUAGCCAAUGUCUUUAACAGUUUUACCUUGGGCGGAUCCAUUUCUCAUAGAGCUCUUUUAGUCUGAAAUAUAGCUCUUAAGGAGUCUCACCCAUUUCAAACUCUGUUGAGUGGAAUCUUUGUUGAUAAGUCUCUGGGUUGAUGUCAUUUUUUUGGAGAAUAGCCCCCUUAACAGACUCAUUGUCAUGUUCUGUGUCCCUUUGUUCCCCAGCCCCUCCAGUUCCCACUCCAGGUUUUCCUCUUGUGUCCCAUUAUUAUCCCCAGCCCUCUGUAGACUUCCCUCAGGUGUCCUUCUAAUCAUUCCUAGUCAAUCUUAAUUUAGUCCUCCUCAUCCGUCAGUUUAUUAGUUGUUUACUUUUGGCCCUCAGUCUUUAUGUUUAGUUAUCCGUGUUUUAUAGUUUUAGGUUUAUCUGCCCUCCUCUGGUUCUGUUCCCCAUUUAGAUAAUUGUAUGCACCUGCUUUCCCUCCAGCCCUCACUCCACACACCUGCUGCCUGUUUCCCUAAUUGCUCCUCUCUGUGUAUAUAAGCCUUGUCUUGUCACUCUGUGUUUGUUGGAUCAUUGAAUUCGUCAGCGUGUUUCUGUCCUCCUCGUGUCUUCCUGUUCCGUUCCCACGAAUUAGUUUUCUGUUUGUUUUGGUAAGGUUUAGUUUGGUUCGUUUUUAGUGCCCUUUUGGAUUUUGGCACCUCCUCCUGUAAAAAUAAAGAUCUUUUUUUUUUAAACUCCUCCUGCCUCGAGUCGUUCUGGGUUCUGCAUUUUGGUUUCCACCUCCUCCGCCCUGAUCGUGACACUCAUAGUCACGUACCUCCUAAAUGUCCAUGUGUACAUAGGCACUCCUGGCUUUCCCAGAGAGCAGUGGUACAAGGUGGAAAACCCAGUCAGCCUUCAGCCAAUUACACAAUGCAGCAAUCCUCUCAAGAAUGAUUGGGAAAUGUUCAACGUCAUCAGUGUCUGUUAACUUUUCCAAUCUAGGCUCUGAGAAGGAACGACACUGACCUGGAGAGCUGAUGGUCUUGUGAUCCUUGGCCACCUGUUCCUCGUCGCCUUGUUCCAGCUCCUCAGAAUCAGAUGUCCUGAGAGGGUGUGCCUGUAGCUCCUCUUGCAGAUGACGAAAUUGUUGUUGAAGCUCCCGGAACCUCUGUUCCUGAUGUUGUGCCUCCUCCAUCAUCAUGUGAUUCUGGGCCAUCUGUUGGCUCAUGUGUGCCUGAAGCACCCCAAAAAGAUCUGUUAAUGUUGGCUCCCGGGAUCCCUCCGCUUCCACAACUGCAGGGCCAGCAACCCCCUCAUCACCAGAACUAUCUGACUGCUUUCCCAGUCCAGCUGGAUCCAAAGGCUCUACAGGUCACCUGCACCUGCCACCCUGCGUGGUUCCUUCCUCAGGCUUUCACAAAGGCAAAAAUCCCACUUCCGACACCACUUGUCAGGAACUUGCAGAAACCAGCCAGAGAAGUACUGCUGAUGGUUCUGAAAACUCCAUUUUAUUUUAGAGAAGCUUCAAAAAUAACACGAACUGAACCUAAUAAAUAUAUCCAUGUAAACUCAGGCUAUCUCCUGAGACUAGAUUAGUCAGAAUGACGCCAGUAAAAUGGUACAUGGUAAAUGGCCUGUAUUUGAUAUAGCGCCUUCUAGAGUCCUGGAACCCCUCAAGGCGCUUUACAACACAAUCAGUCAUUCACCCAUUCACACACACAUUCACACACUGGUGGGGAUGAGCUACAAUGUAGCCACAGCUGCCCUGAGGCGCACUGACAGAGGCGAGGCUGCCGAUCACUGGCGCCACCGAUCCCUCCGACCACCACCAGCAGGCUACGUGGGUUAAGUGUCUUGCCCAAGGACACAACGACAGUGACAGACUGAGCGGGGCUCGAACCUGCAACCUUCCGAUUACGGGGCGAGCACUUAACUCCUGUGCCACCGUCGCCCCAGUAAAAGACAAACAUCAUCAAGAAACUUUUAGACACACCGGGUUCUACUUAAAUAACGGCUGAUCAGACCACUCUACAAACAAGAGGGAAACAUUUAACAUCACACACACACACACACACACACACACACACACACACACACACACACACACUAACCCGUCUAAUCAGUUCAGGUAACUCAAAUAACUAAAUCAUAAUUACAACCUCCCUAUCCAUAACAGAAAAUAUCUACAUUAAAUUAAACAUAAACCCUCUCGUGGGAGUAGGUAGAUCCCAGAAGUGCUGAUCAGACUUCCUGAGGAGAUGAGCUGCAGGCGUGUAAGGCCCUGUCCACACGUAGCCGGGGAUCUGCCAAAACGUAGAUAUUUUUCUACGUUUUGGCCUGUCAUCCACACGAAAACGGAGUUUUUUCACACGAAAACGGAUCUUUUUAAAAACUCCGGCCAAAGUGAAGAUCUGCGUUUUCUCCGUUUUGGGUGUCUGCGUGUGGACGGACAAAACCGGAGUUUUAAGGUCCGCAACGUCACUUUCCGUGACAAAAAAAUGCUGACAUCACGUGUGCGACCAGUGUUUACACUAGCCGACAGCAUGGAUGCCCUCAGAGCUGCGCUCUGUCAGUACCCGAUCCAUCAAUUGUCCAAGCGCUUUCUGCUUGUUUGUUUUUGCAAGCGGAAUUACUGCUCCUUGCGGAAGACCACAGACGAAGGACGAGGUUAAGAACGGGGGAAGUACUGCCGCCAACAGGUCUGGCAUGUCCUUAACAACGUAUUUAUCCGGGUACGUGUGGACAGAGUUUUCUUUUUAAACGAGGUGGUGUGGAUGCAAGUUUUUGGAGGGGCGGAUAUUCGUUUUUAAAAAACCCCGGCUACGUGUGGACUAGGCCUAAGACUUGGUGGGCAACUCCAAGUCACUGGUAACUCAAAUAAAAUGCUAAAUCAACACAUGCAUUCAUAAACAUUAGAAGACUGAUUGUGUGCACAUCAACCAGUCAUCCUAUACAAAACACAGAAAACAAAUAAACAUUACCAGUAAACCACACCCCUGAGGUGACAGACUUGUCAUUGACUUCCAUUCAUUUUUGUGGCUGAUGUAUGCCUAACCCAUACCCAAACCCUAACCAUAACCAAUGGGGUUCUAUUCCUAACCUUAACCCUCACUACAAGCUAACUCACACCAUAGCUCUGAAACCAAGUUUUAGGGGGUUUUCUCUUGUGGGGACCAGCCAAACGUCCCCACAAGGUCAAAAGGACAAACCCAGGAAAUUGUCCCCAGAAGGUAGUGAGUACACAGUCCACACACACACACACACACACGCACGCACGCACACACACAUACACACACACACACACACACACACACACACACACACACACACACACACACAAACUUUUAUCCUUAUCCUCCGACAUCAAAGAGCCUUAGGCCGUUUAUAAGGGCACAGAUUGUGACGGUAAUGUGGCGCAAGUGUGUCCUUUUACAAAAGAUGGCGGUCUCUGUGUUGCCACAGACUUCCAUUUAUCUUAGCCCUAUCUUGAUUUUUAUUGCAAUCGAAUAACGUUUUUUUUAACAAGCCGCUCUUAAAGGUGACUGUCCUUUUGGGUCGAUACGAGUUCCCCCGUCGAGAGCCGUCUCUUUUCCACCCAGGUGCGAGUUGGACCCAUCCACUCUCAAAAAAUGUGUUCUAACCCUUAUCUUAGCCAUAACCCUAAAACAAACACAAACAUUGUGCUACACAGAGUAAUUUCAUACAUUAUAAUUAUGCUAAACACACGUUUCUGGUGACAGGGUGGUUAUGGUUAGGGUGAGGGUUGUUUUUGCUGAGUGGUUGGUUCCAACUCGCAGGAGGGUGGAAAAGAAACAGAUCUCGACAGGGGAACUCAUAUCGACAUAACACCUGUUUGGUGUGUCCUCUAAAAGGGGCUUUAUUUUUGUUGCCCCGCCCCCUCCUUACCUGUGAUGCCUACCUCUAACCCAAUUAACAAAUUAACUAUAGCCUUAAAUUAUGUUCCAUUACAGGACUGGUCUUUGGGAGCCGUGGUUUUUAGUCUGUGAUCCAGGCUGCAGCUCGGUUGGAACCGGCUUCCUGAGACGCUGCAGGCCCACGGUCCCUCCCUCUCCAGACAGCAGCCUUCAUAAGAAGCUCACCAGCAGCUGGUUCUGGAUCAGAGUUCACCAUGAACGGGGCCCAGCUCAGUGAACUCCCGGACAACUCGGAGCAGCUCCUGCCGUUUGUGGUGAGCCUGAGGCGGGCAGCCCAGCAGGCCGACCAGCGCUGCUCCAUCUGGACCUUCUCUGAUGGAUUUCUCAUCAAGUUUCUCCGCGCCAGAGACUUUGACGUAGCUCUGUCUCUGAAGCUCCUACUGAACUACCUGCAGUGGAGGAGAGCGAGUCCCGAGAUCAGCAGCUGUCUGUCUCCCUCCUCUGUGCUUGGACUCCUGAGGGCGUUGUACCACGCAGUCCUCCCCCACCGGGACCACGUCGGCAGCAGGGUACUCAUCUACAGGAUCAGUCAGUGGAAUCCAAAGGAAUGGUCGGUCUUCCAGGUAUUCAGAGUCAGCCUGAUGACAUCAGAGAUCAUCUGCAUGGAGACAGAAACACAAAGACGAGGACUGAAGACCAUUUUUGACCUGAAAGGGUGGAGUUUGAGCCAUGCCUUGCAGAUUAAUCCCUCCCUUGCUAAAAAGAUAUCCUCUAUACUCUCGGACUCGUUUCCAUUAAAAGUAAAAGAAAUCCAUCUGGUCAAUGAGCCGAUGCUCUUCCGUCCGGUUUUUGCGAUGAUCCGCCCGUUCCUGCCUGAUAAAAUAAAACAGAGGGUCCAUAUGCAUGGAACGGACUUCCACAACUCUUUGAGCGAUUUCUUCCUGCCUCGUGUCCUGCCUCCAGAAUAUGGAGGGGAGGGACUAGGAAUUGAAGAAGCGUGUCAGGACUGGACCCAUCGCCUGCUUCAGUCUGAGGACAUUCUGAAGCGGAUAGCUGAACACCCAGUUGGGGACAUUUACACCGGUCCUUGUGACUCCUCUGUUACAGAAGACGUUGACAGUGAACAGCGUUCUAAAAGAUGACGUUUGAAGCUCCUAGACACAUAAGGUGGACGAGAGGGUUUAACCCUCCUCAGGGUGCUGGUUGACUGUGGCGGGCUGUGCACGUACUAUUAUGCGAAGAUCACAUUUACUUUUAUACCACCCGCCCCUCCGGCUGCGCAGUGGCACAGUGGUUAGAGCUGAUGCCUUGCAGCGAGAAGGUCCUGGGUUCGCUUCCCGGCCUGGGAUCUUUCUGCAUGGAGUUAGCGUGUUCUCCCUGUGCAUGCGUGGGUUCUCUCCGGGUGCUCCGGCUUCCUCCCACGGUCCAAAAACAUGACCGUUAGGUUGAUUGGUCUGUCCAAAUUGUCCUUAGGUGUGUGUGUGAUUGUUUGUCCUGUGUGUCUCUGUGUUGCCCUGCGGUGGACUGGCUCUGUGUCCACGGUGUACCCCACCUUAUUGCCCAUUGACCACUGGGGAUAGGCACCAGCCCCCUCCCCCCACGACCCUACAUGGACAAGCGGGUUCAGACAAUGGAUGUAUGGAGGACCGCCCCUCCAUACAAUGGUCAACUUUCUGAUUUUUUUUUUGUAAUAAUUUUCUAAAUAACUAGCUGCAGGUGUCUAGUAUGCACAUGGUGUCCUAGCAUUGGUCCUGACUCUGGAUAAAGGUAGCCGAGUUACUCUGAUGGGCUGGAGACCGGUCCAGGGUGUCCUCCACCUCGCGUUACAUGACUGCUGGAGUUAGAUACCAACUACCUGAGGCCUUCCUGAGGAAAACGAGCUUUACGAGUUUAGAAAAGCUGAGGGAAACACUACUUACUUGUACGUUGAGUUUGUCGCCAUACAUAGAAGAAAAACAAAUCUAAUUCAUUCAAUGACACUUUUUGUCUUAAAUUAGAAACGUUAACCCAUUGUAGACUUUAGACAGAUCUUUGUGAGAUAAUUUCUGUCCUUAAAGCAACACUAAAGAGGUUUAACACUUUAAGCUAUGUCUUUUAAACUGGUUUCAGUGAUUCUUGAGCCAUAAACUUGAGUAACAUCUGGAUAGCGCUCUGCUGACCAGAAACAGCACCUAACAGGUUUAUGGUUUGGGUAGAAACACUAGUGGUAGGUCUCUACCUGCUUUAGUGCAAUAGCUUACUGUGCUGGUAGAUAACAUAAAGGUUAGCAGUAAGUCUUUUAGUUCACCGACCGUCAAUGAAAAGCACAAAAAGAUGAAUUUUUCAUUUUUUGUUGGCAUCAUAGCAGGGCCUGGAAGUAAAAGUACGAGAGCAAUGUCUUUGGAGGUGAAGCAAAGAGCAAAAACUGGAGUGACUCCGGGUUUUUGGAGCUGAAGGAAGCUACAAAAUCAUGAAGUGAUGGUGACCUGGCUUUGUUGCUACUGGACUUGUAAUUAUUUUGUUUUGUCAAACACUGUGGAUUUUUAUUACUUUGUGGUUUAUUUUAGUAUCAGUGGACUUGUGUUAGCGUUAGCUUGUUGUUAGUGCUAGAAGUCAGAUGGAGUAUCAGGUACAUUAUCUGCUACUCCCUGGUGGAGGAUCUACAGAUGGUGAGGGCCAAUUUUAUUGGAUUCUGCCCUUGAAAUACAGUCAAUGCAUGUUUUUAUUACUGUUACAGGGUUAGGGUUAUUAAAAUUAUACAUAUUAUGCUAUGCCUCAUAGCAUAACUUGUUAGAAAAGCUUUGACCUUUCUCUCUCUGCCGCUCUGCUCACAGGAACGGUUUCCUCACAAAUGCGGCUUCAUUUAAGUGGUAACAGACUGCCUUUUGAAUGACUUUUAUUUUCUUUUCUUUUUUCGUGUCCUGUCUGGCUGUGAAGCAAGCAGAAUUGAUGUCUGAAUGCUGGUGACAAGCCUUACAGAUUUACUCUCAGGUGGAGCAUCAAAGCGUCUGCUUUUAAUGAUACUUAAAACUUUAUUGUUAUUGUUGUUGAAUGCUUUGUAAUUCCGACCAGACACGGAGACAGAGGUGAAAGAGAAAGGAAAAGAAAAGGUGGGGAGAGAGGAGGGGGGGUCCACAAAAACAAACAAUGAACAAGAGUCUGCUUCUAGACCUGCAGAAAAAGACAAAAAAAAGCAAAAGGACAAAAAAAAAAGGAACACAACAACAAUACAACAAGAUCUAGCUAUCACUGCGUCAACUUGAUGAAAAAAUAUAUAAUCAACAUUGCUUAACUGAAGAAUCACGAUAAUAAAUCACAGUGCAUUAAGUGCCCACCAUAGUUUUAAGACCUGUGUUGAACGUGCCCAAGCCCAUACUUUUGAGAGCACCAUGUGAGCACCUGUGUGUGUACACGCGCUUGUUUAUGUAAGGUUUCUCUAUAGGAGCGUCCAACAGAGAGUGUGAGGGACCACAGAUCCGCCCCCAAAUAUGCGCAGGAGACGGGGGGAGCUCCAAGUCCCAGAGAUCCAGGCGCUGCUCCAGAACACAGGAACCCCAAGGAGACUGCAACCAGAAAGGCCCCCGCCCCCCUCGAGAGGCGCAGAGGAUCGCCCCGGGGGGCCACAACCAGCAGCCGGCAGAGUCCCUGGAGACAUCAACGGCAAGCCCACAGGCCCGCCCGCAGCCCCCCACCCCCCCAGCCGGCCGAGCCCGGGACCCAGGGGCGACCACCCCUGCCGGGGACCCAGCAGAGCCCAGGGACCCAGACCCCACCAGGACCUACCAGGCAGAUGCCAAAAUCCCAAACCCCCAGACCCGGUUGCCACGAACACUCAGGCAGACCAAGGCACAACCCCCCACACCAGGCGUGGCAGGGGGAGGGGGGACGAAGAUCCACAUCAUCAAGAGAAGCAGCAGUGCCGGGACCGGAGUGGGUGGGGUGUGUAUGGGGAGCAUGAGUGGGUGUCCGGCGUGCAUUUUUGUGAGUCUUGGGUUGUGUGUGCGUGUGUGAGCGUGGGGGAGGGAGUGUGUGACUGUGUUUGUGUGUGGCUGUGUGUGUCGGGUGGGGCCUUUGGCUCCUCCCCUCUCCUGGAGCUUCUCUUGAUGAUGUGGAUCUUGAAUGAAUUUGUUACAACAUAAUGACUGAUCAAACACAAACUUUCUGAGGUUUAGUGCAUAUUUUUCUAGAUGAGGAUUGAGCCACAAAGGUGACUCAGACAUUUUUUAACAAAUAUCAAACUUUGAUAAAGACGAGUUUGUGUUUUACUCAAGGUAAAAGAUAAUAAAAUGAUGACCACAACUACA